CUUCCGGUCCUCAGAUGGUUCUCAGAGGAAAACAACAUCGAAUGAAAUUACUUUCGAAAUGGGCGUCUUUGACGUUGUUUCCUAAAUGUAUCUCGAUUUCGUAAUUUUGCAGAUCAGAGACUUCACGAGUUUACGUUCUAGCUAAUGCCAUAGCCAACCAAGGAGCACCUGUCUUUUCCCAGAUAACUGAAGGCGUCUGGAUAUGAUCUGCAGUUGCAGAUGAACUUCUUGUCCAAGUUCUCCUGGAAGCCUUUGACAACAUGGAGAAGAGUUGGGACAGCAUAGAUGAAGCAGGAGACUACUCAACAGAUGAAACUAGAAAUAUACCAAGCCAUUCAUGUCAGAAAAUCACUGAACACAAAGGAGCAGAAGGGGGAGAAGAGGUCCUGACUGACAAAACAUAUAAGAAGAAUAUGGCCGAAUUUAAGGUGAAGAAUGAAGAUGAGUCUAGUCCUUUUUCUGACAUCCACAGUCAUUCAAAGAUCAAGGCUCAAGCUCUUCAACGGGGGGCAACAGAAGUCAUCCAAGAUAAGUGUUCCCCUUUCUUAGAAAGAUUAUGCCCUGUGGGCCUAACCAAUGUUCAGGAAAGUUGUAUUUUGGCUUCUGGAUUUGAUGUAAAAAAGAAGACCGGUAGAGAUUCUGCUGCAGUGGGGAUCGGUACUAUAGUUUCUUUCUCCCCCUUUUCAAGCAAUCUGUCAAAAAAUAUAAAGGGAACUGUCACACAGUCACCCAUAGACCUUGAGUUACAGCAAUCUUCUUUAUCAGACUCUUCUCUAAGUGACCCCGGACAAUAUUCAAGAGCGGUAGUGGAUGAGAAAGCCUAUGCUGAUGUAUCCCAUCAAAUGUUACCACUUUUGGAAACCAAAAAAGGAAAAGAGAAAAUAUCCUUUCAUUCACUUUUGCCUGUGAUGGAAAAGCAACAAAAGCAAAAAGUUGGUCAGCCAUAUAAGAAAACUCUAGUGAAAAUGGCUAAACUUUCAGCAAUUGCCCAAGAAUGGGAUUCAGAUGCCACAGAAAUAUCCAGGGUGACUCGCAAUAAGGAUAAUCUAACACCCUCAUGCAAACAAACAGUUGAGAAGAAAAGGGAUGAAAUGUUAGAAUUUCCCCCAACUACCUCAAGUGCCACAAGCUUUGGAUGCAAUUCAACAUCUGAUUCUUCAAACCACCUUACUAUUUCACAUUCAGAUGACAUAAUAUCUCAAUCUCAAAUAACUGGACAAGACAUUUCUAUGGAAUUUAUCCAACCGCCCAGAGGACAGAGAACUUCAAAGACCACACAAAAAGCAGAAGAAGAAGUCCCGGCGCUGAAAUCGACCACUGCCGCAGAGGGGAAAGAUUCUCCUAUAGUACAAGCUCUGCCACAAAACACAUUGGUGCUGUCCGAAACUGUCUGCUCAUUUGAUGAUAACACAGAGGAUGCAUUGAAAGUACAAAAGAUACCUGGAAAAAAUACAGCAAUAACGUCCAAAGCAGGAAAUAGAAGGACUCAGGCGUUCAAAAGAAACAGAAUGACUCUGAGCAGCCUCUUGACCACUCAGUCACAGAGUAGCAGCACUACACACCAAGAAAAUUGUAAUUUGGGACUCUCUCAAGAUGCAACUCCACUACAAUCAUCUGACAUAAAAAUGGAGCCUAAAUACUUGUAUAUAAAAACAGAGCCCAAAUUCUUGUCAGACACUGGUAUCUUGGAUGUCAAGAACAAUUUGAAGGAACACCGAAAAAGAGAACCCUCCAAAAACUUUACAGAAGGGAGUGGUAAAAGUCCUGGUGUGAUGUCUAGAUGCUUUGACUUGUCUAUCACUAAAAAAGACCAGGGGGCACCAAGUGUCAUAAGGAGGGAAAUCAAAUAUGUCACUGCUAACACAUCAGCUGUAGGAAACCAGGGGGAAAUGACUCCGAGAACUCAAGCUCUCUCAGGACUGAAGAGUAUUGAGGAUGUGCUGAAAUUGAAGCGGAAAGCUGGUCGACCAUUCAAGAAAAAGACAUUGUUUAAAAUGGCUAAACUGCUAGCCAUAGCACAGGAAGGUGGAUCUAAUGAUAUAGAGAACUGUGGCAUGAUUGAAGAGUGUGUUCCAAAAUUCCAGCAGGUCCCUGCCUAUCACCCCCCCAAGUCAAAAGUAAAGAAGACGGAUACAAGAACCGUGGCAUCAAAUUCACCUACAAGCACCUCAAGAAAAUCCAGCAGAACGUGUAAAGCGACCCCAAAAACUGUUCAAAAGAUGCAAAUCCUCACACACACGCCCACCCAACCAGUGUUACCAGUUUCAUCCUAUCUUAUUGAACCCAUUCUCAAAUUGGAGGACACAACUCUUAUCUCACCGUUGUCUGUCAUUCCUCUAUGUAGUGCAGAUAUUUCCCCUCAACAGGAAAGUCACAGAGGUGGAAAACCCCUGAAGAAAAACACACCAUUUUACAAAAACAUGACCACUGCAGUCCCACAUCCUCCAAUAUUUGCACUAGAUUCCAAGGCCCUUGCUGAGAUUGCCUCUACAGGGAAUGACAAAGAAACAAAGAAAGACAUUGGAUCCAAAAGUAAAUGCAAACGGGUGCCUAGAACUCGUGGUGUAUCAGAAUUACCGUGUACAAAUGGAAUUCCUCAGGGAGAUAUACAUACCCAGACUAAUAGGGAUGCCGUGUAUUCCAAGACUUCAGCACCUACUGUGCCACACUCCCAGAAAUCACGGAAACGUGGGGUUCAACAUAAAAAAGGUACAGAAAAGGCACUUGUCCUAUUAUCUGAUCAAACUGCCCUUCCUGUUUCAGAUUGCCAGUUGCAGGUGCAAAAUCACAGUGCAUCUCAGGAAACGCCUUUACUGCCAUCAAAGAUUGAGACAGAAUCUGACACUGUAUACCCGAGACCGAGAACGGUUACAAAGAAUAUUCCAAAGAUGUGUAAGGCAAGAAACAAACCUUUACUGAAAGUUGAGAAAGCACAGGUGCCAACUCUGGAUCCUUCCCUUGUAGUGGAACAUAUGCGUCCCGAUGUGCCAGAAGUGGAUCAAAUGAGACAAGUGGAAGCAGUGAUAGAGUCGGUAAUUAAAGAUGUUCACCAACCACUGGAACAUGUGGAUCAAAGAAACAAAAAUAAAGAAGAAGCCAGCAAUGUUUCUGCAUCAACUCUGGAUUCUUCACUUGGAAUGGAAUAUAUGCGUCCUGAUGUGCCAGAAGUGGAUCAUACAAGACAAAUGGAAGCAGUGAUGGAGUCAGUGACCGAGGAUCUACACAAAAAAGAGGUCAGUGAUGUUUCUGCAUCAGCAUACUCAACCUUUCCUUCCUCAGAUAACUUGUUUGAACAACAUAACCAUAGUACAUUAUCCCAAUCGCCUUUGCUGACAUUAGAAAUAAAGACAGAAUCGGGCAGAAUCAAGAAUGCCCUACCCAAAAAGUCGAAAAUAUGCAUGAAAGAGAAACAUACGUCAAAAAGCCUAUUGAAAAAUCAUAAGAAAGCAUCUAUGCCAACUUCAGGUCCUUCAUCUGACACAGUGCAUGCGCCAUCCAAAAGAGUUAAGAAGAAUUCCACUACUUGUCAAGAAAGAAAAAGACCUCCACAGAAAGUUGAGAAAGCACAGGUGUCAACUCUGGAUAUAAACUACUCUGGAGAGAAACAUAGAAGUCCUGAAAUCCCACAAAUGGAUGAAAUGAGACAUGUGGAAGCAUUUAUAGAUGCAGUGAUUGAGGAUCUCCACAAACCACUCAAACCUAAGGAUCAACAAAAUAAGUUAAAAGAAGAGACUGAUAAUGUUGCUCCAUUAGAACCAACCACCUUUCCUGCCUUGGAUAACCUGUUGGAACAGCAUAACAAUAGUAAAUUACCUCAAUCUUAUUUUCUGUCAUCAAGAAAGACAAAAUCGGGCUUGAAACAAGCCAUACCCAAAACGGCAACAAAGAAUAAGUCAAAAGCAUGCUAUAAAGGGAAACUCUCUAAAACUGAUAAGAAAGCAGCUGUACUAACUUCCGAUCCUUCUAUUGGAGGUGAAGAUGGAUAUCUUGAAAUGCCUCCCCACCUUAACCAAGCAGAGAAAGGAGGAAAGAGUGAUGGAAAGAACAAUAAUGAUGUAUUAAAGCAUGAAAUAUCAAUUACAGAUGACCAUUUGGAAACAGCAGCCCACAAACCACGUCAGCGUAAAGAGCCAAGAAAGAAGCUAAAAAAAGAGGACUGGAGUGUUUCCAAACCAGAUCAAGUAGAAUACACUAUCUCAGACAGCCAGCUAAAACAGCAUGACCACAAUGCAUUAGAGCAUGUUUCUUUGCUAGCAUCAGAGACAAAGACAGAAUCAGGAUUGGAACAUAUCAUACCUGAAAUGGCAACAACAAAUAAGUCAAAAUCAUCCAGGAAAAGAGACCUCCCUUUAAAAGCACCCCCAGCAAACGCUAAAAGAGCAGCUAUGCUAACUUCAAAUCCUUCUCUUGGUGCAGAAGUUGGAUGUCUUGAAAUGCCUCCCCACCUUAUCCAUGCAAAGCAAGGAGGAAAGUGUGAUGGGAAAAGCAAUAACAAUGUAGUUAAACAUAAAAAAGAAACAGUGACAUCAGUGAUGGAAAAACAUAUGGAAACAGAGCGCAAACCACGUAUGGGGUCAAAAAAGAAUCUGAAAGAAGAGGACAGCAAUGUUUCCAUAUCAGAACAAGCAGCAACGCUUACCUCAGAUAAACAUCCCAACCAAGUUUCUUCGCUGGCAUCAAAGAUCAAGUCAGAAUCUAACAGUGGAUGUGUCACACCCACACAAAAAAAGUAUAUUUCAAAGGCAUCCAAGAAAAGGAAGAUAACUCCAACCCCAUCAAGUUCAAAACUUUCUCUUGGAAUGGAAUAUGGAUACUCUGAAAUGCCUACCAAUUUCACACAUGUGGACCAGGUUCAGAAUAUUCUUGAUACUUAUAAAAUCUCCAAAGUGAGAAAAAAAAUGACUGGAUCAAGCCGUCCAAUAUCCAAUCGAAGAAAUUCCAGACUGCCCUACACAUCUAAUUCACAUAUCACAACUGAGUCGAUGCAAGAUCAAGUAAUUCUAUCGGUUGCAUCAGAUCUCACCAAUAACCCUACCAGUCCUGUAUCAAUAACAGUGUCCUCAAUUGCAGUGCAAGGACAGAUUACUGAAUUAGUGAGUGCUGACUGUAUAGAGAAACGGUCACAUAAAAUGAGGACUCCUAAGACGAUAAAACCUCAGAGACCAAAAGGCACAGGUCUUGAUAAGAAUAUCACAGAUGACAACAUGUCUCUCAAAUUCUUAUCAGCAUUUGUAAAAGAGGAACUCAUUGAGGAAGAAAAAAGCCCAGAAAAUAGGGGGAAAGAAGACGGCAAAGGGAAGAAAGGCAAAAUUCUCAAAAUAGACGAUGUGAAUCCACAAAGUAAACACAGCCAAUCUCAGGUGAAGGAUGGCAAUGCAUUAACAGAUGACAAAUUCAUUUUACAAGUCCCUAUAGAUGAAGCAGGGGGCUCUAUGUCUAUUGCAAUAGACACAAUCAGUACUGUGAUUCCAAAACGUAAAAAAGGUGGUCGUUUUUCCAAGAGAUUGCAAAAAAUGUCAUCUACCACCAACGUUCCCAGUGAACAGCAAUGCAUUAAUAUGUCCUCAGAAAAAACAUCUCUGUGUGUCAGUAAUAUAUCAGAAAUACAAAGAAAGCGAAAAGUUGACACCAGAAGUACUGAUUUUGUUAAUGCAGAUAUAGAAGUCCUAAAUAGCUCUGUAUUAGUGGACUCGUCCUUACUGGAGAAUCAGAGAAUGAAGAACAAGGGUAAGAAAAAAUCCAAGACCAUUACGGAAGAACCGACAGUGGCCACAUCAGUUGUAAAAGAGAUGGUGGGGCAAGAUUUUCAGACCACCAUAACAGCACUGAAAAAUAAACAAGGUCGGCCAUUCAAGAAAAGAACUUUGAGAAUGGCAAAACGGCUGUCAUGUGGAGAGCAGAAGUCAAACACUAGCGGGGAACUUUCUGUGAAUAAGACACAGAGCUGUAAAUCAAAGGGAACUUCUAAGGGAGGGAAAAAGCACAAUUUGAACCCAGCGUCGUCAACCUUAAUAAGGCACACUAAAGCAUCCAAGGCAAUGAAGAUUGAAGACAUUGCUCUUAAACAAGAGCAAGAUGACAUAUGGGAGAUCAUUGAUGUAUCCAGCAACAUUUUCUCCUCACAAACUGUGAUUAUUUCCCCCAGUAUUUCAGGGCAAGAAUUUGAAACCUCCAUAUCUUCACAAACAAUGUUCUCUGUUGAUGCAGGGCCGAUACAAGGAAUCCAGCAAAUUGAAUCUACCCAAUUAACACCCCAUCUCACAAAAUUACCUCAUAAAGUGACUGGCGUGAAAAAGAGACGCAGGAGAAAUAAAACUGGAUGGGCUACAAAAGUGAAAUCCAAACGACCACUCUCCAAAGUGAACUCCGGGAAUAGGCUUGAUGUUUUGAUUCAGUCUACCAUUGACAACACUGGACUCAACACAAGCCUCUGUAAUUCGUUAAUGGAAAAUUACACAUUGGAAAGUGUUGAACAAGAAGAAUGUAGAGCACAAGAAGUGAAAGCAGUAACAAACGAUUACAAUGUAGUUAAUGUUAGGGAGAUCAACUGUGGAGAUCAACUCCUAACAGCUGGUGCUAAAUUACAGCAUUCAAGUGUACUUCAGCAACAUUUUAAGACAAGGAAACCAAUGUCAUGCCACUUCUGUGGUCGCUCAUUUCGUCACAUAUCAGCAUACACAAUUCACAAGCGCAUUCACACAGGUGAGAAGCCUUACAGGUGCCAGAAGUGCGGCAAGAGCUUUGCUCAGCUCUCCAAGCUCAACUCGCACUCAAACAUCCACAAACAACAUGGACUCAUGCAAUGCCCAUGUUGCGUCACUCAGUCUCCAAACAAAGAUGACUUGAUUGAUCAUUUAAAGAUCCACAUGAAGGGCACCAAGAGGUUCAGUUUGAUUAAUAAAACGAGAAGAGCCAGAGAAAUUCAGAUCCAAUCUUGCGCUGAUUAUAUAGAUUCCCCAGUCUCUCUUAAUGGCAGGAAAACCCUUAGAUGCUCCACUUGUUUCAAAUAUUUUUUCAGCAAGGCCACAUUGAAGAUGCACCUGCAAACACACAGUGGAGUGAGUCGUUUCACCUGCAAAGUCUGUGGCAAGAUGUUUAGCAAGUUCUUAAGUUUCAAUGCACAUGAAAAAACACACUGGCCUGUUAAACCGUAUGCCUGCUCUGUGUGUGGAAAGGGCUUUGUUCUGCUUAGGGAGCUUAAAACCCACUCUCAUAUGCACUCAGGAGAGAUGCCUUUCUUCUGUAACCAAUGUGGACAGGCCUUUAGUGUCUUCUCAUCCUUGCGCACACAUCAAGUCUCCAAAGUGUGUUUUGAGGCUAGAUAUGAGGGAGAUGGAAACAAGGUUGACAUUGAGGGGUUCCUGGUGGAACAAAGGACUGAUGGGCAGAUUAAUACCCCGAUGUACUUUAAAUGUCAGAUUUGCAAACAACUUAAUCGUCACUGGUGUCAGUACAUUCUUCAUCUACAAACGCACACUAAUAACAGGCAAAACCUUUGUGAGGUCUGUGGACAACUGUAUGACCAGGUCACGGAAUUAUGUGUUCAUUGUAAAGUUUGUUGCAAAUCAAGUGGAGAGGAGAGGGCAUGCAUUUCGUCCUUGUCACAGGUCUGGUACGAACCCCAAUCUCUGCAGAAUCAGACGCCUGAGCCUGAAAUUGAUUCUCUGUACAAUGAUAGUCAGGAAAUGUUAUCUUUGGAUGACCAGCAUCCCCAAUGUAAGGAGCCUGAGCCUCUGCCACCUCCGGAAACUAUGGAGGAGUAUUCCUCAGAUGUGCUUCCACAAAACCCCAAACCUACUUGCCAGACCCCAGACCCCAGACCCCAUCCUUCUCCCUCAAACUCCAUGCGUGCAAGUCCUGCUCUAUCUUCCCCUUCUGUAAUGAGCUGUAAUUCCGUACGUGUGGUUCAACAGCCUGCAGGUGUUCGCUCUUGUUUACAGACCCAUGCCCCUUUUGACAGGUAUUCAUGUGGACAAUGUGGAAAAUCCUUUAACCAGUGGAACAAGCUCUGGUUGCAUCAGGGACUACACAGAGAAAAACGCUGUAGCUUCUCAUGCAAUCAGUGCAAUUUAGAGUUUCGCUUCUUUGGCUCCUAUAGGGAGCACAUGCAGGAACAUGCAGCACAGAGACCAUAUGCUUGUCCAUUAUGUCCCAAAACCUAUGUCAUUGAAGAAGACCUAAAUACCCAUCUGUGUGAAAAUCACCAGCCGCGUGAAAGCCUGAAAUGUGACACGUGUGGAAAGGAGUUCACCGGUUUCAGAAACUUGGAGAAACAUCGUCUUUUACACAGAGGUGCUAGCUCGCACUACUGUCUCCCUUGCAUGCUCCCAUUUCCUAGUAACCAAGCCUUACAGAAUCACUUGAAGGCUCACGAAGCCCGCCCUGUUAUCCCUCUCCCUGAAGGGCCAUUGGAACCACUUCUAUUUCCAUAUCGUUGUGGAAAAUGUAAUGCCAGAUUUACAACCACAGACUUGCUCCAAGCCCAUCAGGUUUGCCAUCUUAUUGGGGGGGAAAAAGCAUAUAGCAGCAGUUCAGCUAAUUAUGUUUCUGCAUCCCUUACCUCCAAGCUUUCAAACAAGCCAAGACAGAGAGUCACGCUGCUAUCCCCUCAGACAAUACCAAUUCCUCCGUUAAAGAAAAGGAACAUGUAUAGGUAUCCUAACCCUGAUCGUCUUUAUGUCGUCCCUAAAAUAUCCUCACAGCCAUCAGUCAUUAUUUCAGACACAGAAGAAGAGCCUCAAGAGCUUCUAAACAUUAGCUUAUCCUCAGUCUACGACACACCCUGUAACACUGUGUCCCUUGAACAUGAAGGGCAAAUCAUCCCUAGCAAUGAUUGUUGUGAGGCAAGCAACUCUGAUUUACCUCAGCCCUCAUAUCCCUCCUCAUGUGUUCUUACUGAUGAAUCGACUCAAUGUACACCAAAGCCCCAAACAGACACCACACACAUGUCGACACAUGAACCACCCUCACCCUGUCCCCUGGAUAAAGGUCCUCAGAAUGCACCAGCCCAAAUACGAGACAAGUCUAAGGGUGAUCAUGAUACUUUCUUUAGAGCCUCAACAUUUGUGAUACCAAGGGGCAAAAAGUGGGGGUAUGAUGCCUUUGAGUGUGCGGAUUGUUGGGUAACAUUUAGUGACGUGUCAGAGCUACAUGAGCAUUACAUACAUCAUGCCAGGGGGGUGAAGUGAAUGUCAAUACAUAUUUUCACAAUUCCACUAUUGUAUAUAAUUGCUUUUGAUGAUAUUGGUCAUUUACAUCUGAAGAGUAUGAUCUGUUUCUGAGUUAACCAUAGUUGUCUGAGUUAACCAUAGUUGUCUUAAUAGCUAUAGCAAUGGUUAAAGGAAUAAUCCACACAAAACCCCUAAUUACUAUGAUUUACAUUGUUAAAUAACGCCUUUUGCAUUUUGUCGUUAUAAGGCAGGAAGCAACAUAUGAUAAUUGUUGUAGGAAUCUGUUGGAGCUCUCUCUGGACAGGAUUGCUGGCUAGCUACAAAACAUAGCUACACACGAUAAUAUCAAAAUCAAUAUCAGCAUGUGAAGUAGCUAGUCGGCUGUAAAAUCCCUGAAACACACUGCGCUAUUAAUUUUAGGAGUUACAAUCUCACCAUGUUCAACCUGGUGGAGAUUGUCUUGCUCAAAAUUGUGAGUGAGGUUGCUAUGGCAACGCAAUGACUGCCUGCACUGUGAAGGUCGCUUUGCGUGAUGGUAGUUAAAGGACAUUGAUCUGACGGUGCACUUUGAGUUUGAAUGAAAUAUAUACUUUGUCAUGACAAUAUAGACUGUUGGAUGUGUUCUAGACUAGUAUGUCAAUGUCAUCUAUUGUCUGAUUUGGCAAUCUGGAGUGCAGGUAAUUGUUUUAAAAGCAUUAGGCAAUAACAAACUAGCAUAUUUCAUAUCUCCAAAGACAAAAACUUUAUUGUGAUGACGCGGCACAACACAAUUUUGGACCAGAAGUUAAAUCAUGCCAUGGUGAAAAUAAUCACAGAACAGACUAUCACCAAUUUGAGAGGUGGAUUCCUUCAGUGGAUUAUUUGUUUAACGUUGACAUGAACUUUUUUCCUUUAAAAAAAACAUUAUUCAUAUUAUUUGAAUAUAUCCGGGGAAUAUGUUUUUCUCCCCCCCACCCCCAAGUUGUACAGUACUACAAAAAUGUGCCUUUUGAAUAGAUUACGAACUUGUCGUACUUUUUAAACAGUUACUCCAAUCUGUCCUGUCUUAUUUGUUCUCUUUUUGGAAGAGCAUUUGGAAAGUACCCUUUCAGACCCCUUGACUUUUUCCACAUUUUGUUACAUUACAGCCUUAUUCUAAAAUGGAAUCUAUUGUUUUUUCCCCCUCAAACAAUCUACACACAAAACACCAUCAUGACAAAGCAAAAGCAGGUUUUUAGAAAUUUGAGCCAAAAAAAUGAAUAAAUGAUGUUACAUUUACAUAAGUAUUCAGACCCUUUUCAGUGUUUUGUUGAAGCACCUUUGGCAGCAAUUACAACCUUGAGUCUUCUUGGGUAUCACGCUACAAGCUUGGCACACCUGUAUUUGGGGAGUUUCUCCCAUUCUUCUCUAGAGAUCCACCCAAGCUCUGUCAAGUUGGAUGGGGAGCGUCGCUGCACAGCUAUUUUCAGGUCUCUCCAGAGAAAUCCGAUAGGGUUCAAGUCCGGGCUCUGGUUAGGCCUCUCAAGUACAAGUUUUCCUGUUGGAAGGUGAACCUUCGCCAAAGUCUGAGGUCCUGAGAGCUCUGGAGCAGGUUUUCAUCAAGGAUCUCUGUACUUUACUCUGUUCAUCUUUCCCUCGAUCCUGACUAGUCUCCCAGUCCCUGCUGCUAAAAAAACAUCCCCACAGCAUGUCGCUGCCACCACCAUGCUUCACCAUAGGGAUGUUGCCAGGUUUCCACCAGACGUGACCCUUGGCAUUCAGGCCAAAUAGUUCAAUCUCGGUUUCAUCAGACCAGAGAAUCUUGUUUCUCAUGGUCUGAGAUUCUUUAGGUGCCUUUUGGCAAACUCCAUGCGUGCUGUCAUGUGCCUUUCACUGUAGAGUGGCUUCUGUCUGGCCACACCCAUAAAUGCCUGAUUGGUUGAGUGCUGCAGAGAUGGUUAUCCUUCUGGAAGAUUCUCCCAUUUCCACAGAGGAACUAGAGCUCUGUCAGUGAUCAUCGGGUUCUUGGUCACCUCUCUGACCAAGGCCCUUCUCCCCCGAUUGCUCUAUUUGGCCGGGUGGCCAGCUCUAGGAAGAGUCAUGGUGGUUCCAAACUUCUUCGGUAGUGCUGGAGAAUUUUGUUUUGCUACCCUUCCCCAGAUCUGUGCCUCGACAUAAUCCUGUCUCGGAGCUCUACGGACAAUUCCUUCAACCUCAUGGCUUGGUUUUUGUUCUGACAUGCACUGUCAACUGUGGGACCUUAUAUAAACAGGUGUGUGCACAUCAUAUCCAAUCAAUUGCAUUUACCACAAGUGGACUCCAAUCAAGUUGUGGAAACAUCUCAAGGAUGGUCAAUGGAAACAGCUCAAUUUCAAGGCUCAUAGCGAAGGAUUUGAAUAUUUAUGUAAAUAAGGUAUAUUCCCUUUUUUUUAUACAUUUGCAAACAUUUCUAAACCUGUUUUUGCUUUGUCAUUAUCGGGUAUUGUGUAGAUUGAUGAGGGGGAAAAACAAUUCAUUUUAGAAUAAGGCUGUAACGUUACAACGUCUCAAAUGUCAAGGGGUCUGAAUAGUUUCAGAAUGCACUGUACAUGUUUUUUUUAUGUUUAACGUUGUAGAUGUUGUAACACACCUCUUUUAAAAUAACCAAUAUUUUUAAAGGCAACUGGAGGGUAACAAAAUGUUGUUAUCUUUGUAGUUACACUGCCCUUGUCUUUGCAUGAGGACUCAACUCUUUUACCAGUUCACUUCACCUAUAUUUUGUGGACUCUUUUUUUGCAUACACAUUGCUAUGUUUUUGAAAAGAACCAACAUCUUUUUCCAACAUUCACUCAAUGCAGGACAAGCCAUUCAAUCACAAUGUGUUAUGGGACAGCUGGAUAUACAUACUUACAGUUUGGAAGCUAAUAGAUUGCUUUUAGUUCAAAUAUGAGACAUAACUGUAAUCAGAAGAUACGAUUAACGUGUAAAUAUUAUUGGUAACAGAACAAAUAGCAAUUGAGUAACUGCAGAUUAAAUAAUGCUGUAAUUGAACAUUUUACACCCAAUGUAGGCUACUUCCCCUUUAAGAGCUAGAAUAGAUUUUAUAGACAUUUACAUUUACAUUUAAGUCAUUUAGCAGACGCUCUUAUCCAGAGCGACUUACAAAUUGGUGCAUUCACCUUAUGACAUCCAGUGGAACAGCCACUUUACAAUAGUGGUUGUAGGUUGUGAUUCUCACAACCUAUGUUGUCUUCUCACACUAUUCAAACCCCACGAUCAAUAAAAAGCUUAUAAAGCUCUCUUAGCAUAUAGAGCACAUAUUGCAAACCAAUAAUCUGAACUAAAAACUCCACACAUUUUGGAAUUUCUGUGCAUCCUUGACAAUUGCUAGUCAAUAUCCAAAAACAGCUCACAUUUGUUUUCUUCCAUCAUCUCUCGUGGCACCAAUGUAAGGGUUUAUGGCAGGGGAAACAGUGUUGCUGUAGUCUAGUGUGUUGUGUGGGAAUAGUUACAAGCGAACCUGGGGACUUUUGUGUUUACAUUGUCCUAAAAAUGGGGACCGGACCACAGAAUUCAAGCGAACCCAACUCAGACCACCUCUCGAGAUGAUCUCUGUUCGGUUCGCUUCGGGGGCUCUUUUGAGGGGUUUGAGUUUCUCUGGAGUGUUAACAAUGUACAAUAAAUUAAGCAAACUGCACAGAGUUCACAAAUAUUGGCUGAAAGGGAACAAAUGUGAAAACACCCUAUGUUGUGUCCUUUUGGGGUAACGGUUAAAUCUGCUUUCCAAACAGUCAAUUGUUUGGUAAAUGGUGAUUACUUACCAUCUUUGUUUUCUGGAAAUGUGAAGUGUGGUUUGUGACACUAUUGUAAUUAGUCAUUUUCAAAUGUCAAAGAUGUCACUGGACAUUCAGUAAACAUUACUCAUUGCAUCUUUAAGCACUGUACAGCAAAGCUAUUGUCAACACAAAGAUGUGAUGGAAAGGAUUUGUUAUAUUGAUUCUGUGCUGAUCAUUUUCAUUCUUUAGCUGUCUCGUUAUCAAUGCAAAAGUUUUAAAGUUUUUAUAUACAGUUAUCUUACAAUAAAAGUAUCUUGACUUUGA
Messenger RNA from Oncorhynchus keta (chum salmon), 13207 nucleotides. RefSeq lists its product as uncharacterized. The transcript has 4 exons. Bases 261 to 9188 code for a protein of 2975 amino acids. The record is from RefSeq and is a predicted model, not a curated record. NCBI's taxonomy places the organism in Eukaryota, Metazoa, Chordata, Actinopteri, Salmoniformes, Salmonidae.